Messenger RNA from Boeremia exigua, 696 nucleotides. RefSeq names its product histone H2A.Z-specific chaperone CHZ1. The coding region runs from base 102 to 413 and encodes 103 amino acids. The record is from RefSeq and is a predicted model, not a curated record. The transcript is spliced from 4 exons. NCBI's taxonomy places the organism in Eukaryota, Fungi, Ascomycota, Dothideomycetes, Pleosporales, Didymellaceae.
GCAAACCACAGCCUUCACGAACAAAUCAAUCGCGCCUUCAUCCGAGCACAUCAAUCGCAUAAUUUCCCCACGCGCAACCUUAUACCAGCAACUACAUCACAAUGUCCGCCCAGCAAGACCAGCAGAUGGAGGGUGUCCAGGACAACAAGGGCAAGGGCAAGGCCCCUCAGCAAGACAACCUGGAGGAGUCCGAUGACUCCAGCGAUGAAUCUGCUGGCGAGGAAGUUGCCGUUGAACCUGAGGAGGCCGACGAAGACAACAUGGAGGAGAUCGAGACAUCGAACAUCAUCCACGGUUCCCGCACACGCGGCAAGACGAUCGACUUCGCGAAGGCCAACGAGGAGCUCGGCGAUGACGACGAGGAGGAUGAGGACGACGACUUCGUUGACCCCGAUGAUGAGAUGAAGGACUAAGGGGCGCAAAGCGCGCAAGUCCAGUCUUGGAGCGACAUUGACGCGAUUACGACCCUUUGAUGUUGGCAAUGCCGACUGGAUGGUGAUGGAGUAUGAUACACGGAAUAACUGGGAGCAUUGGGUAGCGGGCACUUCCUGCAAACAUUGAAAGGUCUUGGCGCGAUUUGCUGGGGAGUGAGGGGCUGUUGAGCGCGCGUCAAGGCGCGUGAGUUUCGCACUUCGCCCACCUACAUCACGGCUGUAGCCACAAAAACGCAUUAUGAAUUAAUCUUCGAGCAUCGAA